This is a messenger RNA of Necator americanus (New World hookworm), 291 nucleotides long. RefSeq lists its product as uncharacterized. The record is from RefSeq and is a predicted model, not a curated record. NCBI's taxonomy places the organism in Eukaryota, Metazoa, Nematoda, Chromadorea, Rhabditida, Ancylostomatidae. The transcript is spliced from 3 exons. Bases 1 to 291 code for a protein of 96 amino acids.
AUGCCUAAAAAAGAGGAAAAGCCGAAGGAGGAGGAUAAGAAAAAGAAGAAGGAAGAUAAACCUAAGGAAGAAGUGAAGCUAGUCGAAGACACCAAGCCUAAGGAGGAGGCUGAGCAUCGUCCAUUACCGGUCCUUAAUUGUGUUUCACCGCGGUUGUCUCAAAAUCCUAUAAUUCGAAAGAGCCUCUACUUUUCACUCUCAACGACAUCGCUUUGCCGAGCAACACUUGGAAGAAAAUCGCCACCUUCAACAACAACAAUCCGAACGUUAACCACGCCAAAAGGCAUCUGA